Messenger RNA from Nothobranchius furzeri (turquoise killifish), 4185 nucleotides. The record is from RefSeq and is a predicted model, not a curated record. NCBI's taxonomy places the organism in Eukaryota, Metazoa, Chordata, Actinopteri, Cyprinodontiformes, Nothobranchiidae.
CACGGGACGCGCUCCGUCCGGUUCUCCAGGAAGAAGCAGGAGACGUCCAGCAAGCUGGCGUUCCCGGUGACUGAUCCUGGGAUGAAAGUCUGAUUCCGUACGCCUGAACUGGAGCCUUCCUGGCACUGAUGGGGCGGCGUGGCUCCGGUGAAGACGCUCGCCAUCAUGUGGAAGGCGAGGAGGAUUUGAGGAGACCCUCUUGUAGAUCCGGAGAUCAGGAGGAUGUUGUCCAUCCAAGAUGACACUUGGUCCGGCAGGGAAGACGCGAGUGUCCGAUGAUCUGGUCCAGAGAUGUCGCCGGGUACACAGCUGUCAGCAUUUGGUGGAUGGACGUUCUCGUCUUAACUUCACUUCAGAAAUCAACAACUCUGGGAGCCCCCCGGAAGUUUUCCUUUUUCUGCUUCCGUGUGAUUUGACGCUCAGACUCUGACGGGAGAAGCUUCCAGUGAGGGGUGAGGAGAGCCGGACUGGGAUGGGUGAAGGGCUGGAGGAGUGGACUGGACCAGGAGAGACUUCAGGAACAGGUCUGAGGUGUCCCUGAUCAUCUGGAUCUCCGAACGCUGCGAACCGGAUCCGAACCUCCGCCCUGCUUCCCGGACACCACCAUCCGCUCCUGCAUCCGCCCCUUUCAUCCCGACAGCUCCUUGGAUUCUUAUAGAACAACAAAAAGAACCAAAAUCCUUCUCUGUAUGAGACUCAUCUGUGAGCUGAAUCUGGUGACCCGGUGGAGCUCCAGCUCCAGUGGCCCAUGGCCUCCUCUCCUCUCCACCAGUGAGCCAAGCUGGCCUCCCCGGCCUCAUCCCCAGCCCCGGACCUGGACCCGGACCCCCAGCCCAGUCAGCGUCUCAGUAGUGAAGAGCAGUAUGUGAGCGAGGGCGAAUGCGGCCGGCUCGAUGCUCACCUGGCACCACCUCUGUGCAGGGAUGCCGAGACCAUCACAGAUGUCUGCAACAGCACCGACCUGCCAGAGUUUGAGAUCAUCAGCCUCCUGGAGGAGCAGCUGCCGGUGUACCGGCUGCGGGCCGACACCGUCUACGGCUACGACAAUGACGACUGGCUCCACACUCCUCUGGUCGCGUCGGACGCCAGGCUCGACCUGACCACGGAGCAGAUCGAAGAGACGCUCAAAUACUUCUCUGAAAGUCCAGACUCAAGUCUUCCGCCCACCCUUCAUCUUCUCCUCACUCCUGGUACAACGUCCAUCCCCGUCCAUGCAUGUUUAGUGCCAUCACCUCCCCUCCUCCCUCACUUCCAUCCAUGUGGGCGGGGGGGUGAAAGGAUCAGUAUUUGGACCCGCUGUCAUUUCAACACACAAAGCAUCAGGGAGCAAAUGGGAAGCAUGGAGAGCAAGAGCAGGAUGGAGGGACUGGUUAGGGAGGAGUUAAAGGGCUGGUUCUGCACGGAAGGCCAGAAAGUACUAUGUGCAGACAGAGUGGGCCAAAUGACGAAGACCUACAAUGACAUCGAUGCCGUCACACGUUUGUUGGAGGAGAAAGAGAGAGAUCUGGAACUGGCGGCAAAGAUCGGCCAGUCGCUCCUCAAGAAGAACCGAACUCUGACUGAGCAGAACGAGUACUUGGAGGAACAAGUGGGGCAAAUCACAGAGGAGGUGGCCCAGCUUCACCACGAGCUGAAUCUGAAGGACGAGCUGCUGCAGUUUUACACAAACGCCACAGAGGACAGCGAGGACGAGUCCACCAGCUCCCCAACGGAGAAGAAGAACAGGGCAGAAGGCGCCUCGGGGGGCUUUGUGAGCGGAACACUUCACAGGAAACUCAAAGAGCUGGAGGAGGAGAACCUGUCGCUCCGCUCAGAGGCUCACCAUCUGAAGUCAGAGACGGAAACCUACGAAGAAAAGGAGCAGCAGCUGGUCAGCGACUGUGUGAAAGAACUACGCUUGUCGAGCCUGCAGAUCUCCGCCAUAGCAGAGGAACUGGCUCGGAAGACCGAGGAUGCAGCACGGCAGCAGGAGGAGAUCACCCACCUCCUCUCUCAGAUUGUAGAUCUGCAGAAAAAGGCCAAAUCUCUGGCCGUGGAAAACGAGGAGCUCUCUCAGCACCUCUUGGCAGCUAAGGAUGCCCAGAGGCAGCUCACGGUGGAGCUGCAGGAGCUGGGGGAGAAAUACUCGGAGUGCAUCGAGAUGCUGCGUGAAGCUCAGGAAGAGCUGAAGAACCUGAGGAACAGGAACUACCCAGCAGAAACCCCCAGACGCUACCAUCCGCUGGGACUCUACCCAAUGGAUUCCCUGGCGGCUGAGAUCGAAGGAACGAUGAGGAAGGAGUUGAGUCUGGAUGAUCCUGAGUGUGUGGAGCAAAAGAGCCAUCGUAAGCGCGUGUUUGAGACGGUGAAGAGUGUUAACCAGACGGUCCGUCAGCGCUCGCUGACUCCAACCAACUCCAACAUCCCGGGGUCCAACCAGUCUCUGUCGGCUCGGACGUCGCCUCUGUCCAGCGGCCUCUCCUCACCCCACUCCUCUCUGUACGGCAGUGACAUCACCGGAGACGCCACUCCCUUUGACAACCGAACACAGAGCAUCCUGAUGGAGACUGCGUCCAAUCAGGAAAGCAGCACAGAUUACCGAGAGAAAAAGUCGAGUGGGGCCGAGGAUCUCCGGCUGGCCCUGCGACGGCUUUCUCUGCGACGGCAAAACAACCUGAGCGAGAGGCGCUUCUUUGAGGAGGAGAGAGAGCGUAGGCAAGGAGGACAUGACUCCUUCGGUCAGGAGAGCAUGUUGACCCCGUCCGACAGCAUCAUGUCCCUCGGACACCUCCACACGUGGGCCUCGCGAGGGCCCUACCUCCCUGACAAACUCCAGAUCGUCAAGCCGCUGGAAGGCUCCGCCAUCCUUCACCAGUGGCAGCAGCUAGCGCAGCCGCACCUGGGUGUGAUCCUGGAUGCCAGGCCCGGAGUGGUGCCGAAGGGCUACAGGCCCCUCGAGCUGGACCUGGAGCAGGUGUACCCGUGGGGGGGUCUUGAGGAGGACGAACCAGGAGAGCAAUACUUCCAGAAUCUUCCCACCUCCUCGGCCUCUUCCUCACCAGCUGUGCCGCCCACUUCCAGCGUGGGCGUGGCCAACCUUGGACAGCCUCCCACCAGCCUCGGCCCUCCUUCCCCGCCCUCUCCAUCACCGUCACCACACCUUAGCAACACGGACGCUCUGGCGACGUACUUCCCAGGUAAAUGCAUGGCCCACACCAGCUCCACCUACACCUUUACAACCUGUCGGAUCCUCCAUCCAACAGAUGAGCAGACCCGGGUCACACCGAGUUUAAACUCCGUCCCUGCAUUUUCCUCCUGUGUGAUGUCUCUGCUGGGAACUCCUGCUGCUACUCCAUGCAUGCCUCGAAGGCUCGGCCUCAGGCCCUCUGAGUCCUCAACCAACCUCAGAGAUGCAACACGCACCACCAGCACCUCCCUGGGCUUAGUGCGCCUUCUCCAGGAGAGAGGCAUCUCAGCAGCUAUGUACCACCAGAGCCAGGGCCUGGAGCACAAUCAAGGCAGUGGAGGAGUCCUGCUCAGCACCUCUAUCACCCCAAACCGAGCGUCCAAUCCCAACCCUCUGCACCCGUCGACCCCUCCAAACUCCCCCACGAAACCGGGCACCUCGUCUGUGCCGACCUCUGCAGGCUUCGACUUCAAGAGCCCGUCCUAUGACAACUUCCUGGCCUCCAAACCGGCGCGUUCCAUCCUGAAGGAGGUGACGGGGCCGAGAGGCAGACAGAGAGGGAGGGACUGUGAGAGCCAAACGGACGUUAGCGUGACUGUCCAUAACCUGAACCUGCUGGACAAGGUGAAGCGACUGGGUGUGGCUGGAGCUCCUGGGAGCAGGGUGGUGAGUGCAGGUCCGAUCCUGGGGCCUUUGGGUGGCCUACGCAGGUCCGGUUCCCCUUUUGGGGCGGAUGGCAUGAGGAGGAAUAGAAGUUAUCCAGCUGUGGUCGGGGCCAGCAUGGCCAUGAAAGCCCCGGGGCCUCAGGAGUAGUCUGGACUACUGCUAGCUUAAUAAAGACAGGGAUGGCUGCUGAGCAGUCACACACACUAAAUGUUUUAUAAUCCAUCAAAAACUACAUCCACUGCUGGUUUCCUGUCACUGUGUUGGUUCUGCACCAGUGCUAUCCACUCCAUGGCUUUGGAGAGGUCACUGAAGCUUGAAUAAUAAUAAAACUCCCUGAAAGAUUUAAAACCUGA